CUAUAAAACCGCAGCUACGCCAAAGCCUGUGUCAGAGCAGGAAGAACAACAGAGCUGCAAAAUGAAGUGGUCUCUGUUUUCAGUGCUUCUCUUGAUCUCAAUACUGAAGGACACAUUGGGAGAGAGAUUCUUCAUCUCAGCCCCCAGUGUCUUUCAUGUGGGUGCCAAAGAGAAAGUGCUAGUCCAGAUGGGAGGUCAAUACCUCAACAAAUGUGUUCAUGUAUACCUGGAAGACAACGGGAAACUUAUGUCUGAAAAGAAAGGGACAAGAUGUAGUUCAGAGAGUGACAUCAACAUUGUUGAGCUAAUGAUAGACAGAGACAAAUGGUCACAAAGCAAGAGACGAUCUUCAGAAAAACCAUACCUUGAGCUUGUGGCAGAGAUCGUCGAUGAACGGAAAAGGAAAGUAACAAAGGUUCUGGUUUCAGAACACAGGGGAUAUAUCUUUAUACAAACUGAUCAGCCAAUGUACAACCCAACACAGAAAGUGAAGUACAGGAUUUUCACUCUUAAUCACAUGUUUAGACCACAUGAAGCAACUGUCUACAUAUCAGUGUUUAAUGCUGCCGGAAACAGAGUAAUGAAGACCCGGAGGAAAAUAGAUGGAGGGAUUUUCAAAGGCCAUUUCCCAAUACCGAGUGUCUCUGAGUCGGGCACUUUCAAGAUCACAGCACACUAUGAGGAUGAUGAAGCGAAGGCUGCUGUACGAGAGUUCAAAGUUCAAAAGUUUGUUUUACCGAGUUUUGAAGUGAGCAUUGAAACAGAACGGCGUUACGUUUUGCUGAAUGAUCAACAGUUUGAUUUCACCAUUUCAGCAAUGUAUUCAUAUGGUGAAAGAGUCAAAGGUGCUUACCACUGCCUGUUUGGUUUUCUGACAAAAGGUCAAAAAGCACCUCACAUCAUCAGUGGCCUGGAACUGACUGGUUCGGUUAUAGACGGAAGAGCAACAGCUACUCUUCAGCUAAAAGACAUUGAUUGGAAACAGCUGAACCAAACCCUCUCUGACUUGCAGAACAGUGGAUCUCAGCUUUACGUGGGAGUAUUUGUCACCAACAUUCAAAAUGGUGAAGUACAAGAGGAAAAACUUUACCUUCCCAUCUUUCCUCAUAAAUACAGCAUAGACCUGUCUCGAACUCGGUCGUAUGUUAUUCCUCGAUAUCCAGUUGAAGUGGUGGCGGUUGUUCGAUACCCUGACGGCACCCCUGCGGUUGGUGUGCCAGUAAAUAUUUCCAUAGGAUCCAAACAGGCUUCAGACAUCACUAAUGAGUAUGGGGGAGUGUAUUCUGUCUUUAAUUUUAAUCCUACCUCUUCGGUUACAGUUGAUGUUUCAGCAGAUGGUCUUCAAAAGAGCAAAAUUAUUAAACCUGCUUCAUCACCAACAGGAAGUUAUCUUUACAUAUCACUUACCAACAAGGUUUACCAUGUGGGUGAAACCCUAUCUCUAACAUUUCGCACAUCAACUGUACCAAACAAUAGUGGAUACAUUUAUUACAUGGUUUUAAGCCGUGGGAUGAUAAUAACAAAAGGCUCGCUUCUCCAUGGUACACUCACUGCAGGCAAUGUGUUGAUAACGGCUGACAUGGUUCCGUUUUUCCGUCUAAUUGGUUACUAUCAUGACGACAAUGGGAACAUCAUUGCUGACUCUGUGUGGGUCGAUGUCACGGAUGAAUGUGAGAUAAAAGUCACAGUUCAACAUAAGAGUCAGCCUUUACCAGGGAGACAAGUUAAGCUGGAAAUAGAUUUACAUGGUCAGACAGCUAAAGUUGCUUUGCUAGGUGUGGAUAAGGCAUUCUAUGGUCUCAAAGCUGAUAAUAAAUUGACAGCCAAACAGAUAUUUUCUACCAUGGCUUCAUAUGACCUUGGCUGUACUUAUAGUGGAGGUUCUGAUCCAACAGAAGUGCUCAUUGAUGCUGGCCUUUCUUUUUCUUCUCAAGCCAAAUCAGCAUGGAGGCAUGAUUUUAGGUGCGGAUCACAACAUGUGAGAUCAAGACGUGCUGUGGACCUUCAAGAAGAAAAGAGGAAAUUGGCUUUAGAGUUUGAAGAUGCGGAGCUGCAAAUCUGUUGUACACACGCAUUUUCUCACAUUCCAAUGAAUGAAUAUACAUGUGAAACCAGAUCGCGCAGGGUCCUUCUAGUGAAAAACAAUCAGACGUGUGCAGAUGCUUUCUUAAAGUGCUGCCUUGCAGCUGAGAAGCUGAGGAAGAAAAAGAUGCGAGAGGAUGUUCAGAUUGGACUUGGAAGGACUGCAACAACAGCAGCGAUUGAAGAUUUCUUUUUGGAUACUGCUGAUCAAUAUGUUCGACAUUUUUUCCCCCCAAGCUUUGAAUUCAAAGAGUUUUCGGUAACUGGAAAGAAAAGUCACUUUUUGGCGCUCCCUGACUCUAUCACCACAUGGGAAAUUCAAGUAGUCACUUUAUCUCCAGAAACAGGCCUGUGUGUUGUCAAGCCUCAUGAGAUCAGGGCUUUUAAAGAGUCAUUUGUGUCUCUGAGGCUGCCCUACUCAGUGAAAAGGUUUGAACAACUGUCUAUUUCACCUGUUAUCUACAACUAUGGUGAAAACGAUUUACGGGUGGCAGUACAUAUGGAACAAACUGAAGGACUCUGCUCCCCUGCUUCCGCCACCACCACCUCCUUCACUGAAAUCACUGUAAAGAACCACUCUUCUCAGUUUGUUUCCUUUUCAGUUGUCCCCAUGGUAACUGGUUCACUGCCAAUUAAAAUACGUCUAUAUGAUAUUAGAGGGGAUAUGGGAAUAGAUGCAUUGGAGAAAAACUUAAACGUAAAGACUGAGGGAUUAAUACAGAGAAUGGAAAAAACAGAUGUAUUUUAUUUAGAAGGGCAGAGUUCACGGACUAUACAUGUUGAUGGAACGUUGCCAGACAACACAGUCCCCGACUCCAACUCCAAUAUAUUCGUUUCAAUGGAAGGGAAUGGAUUUGGGAGAUCAACUGUUAAGAAUCUCCUUUCUCCAGAAAAAGUUUUGGAGCUCAUUGUACUACCUACAGGGUGCUUAGAACAGACAACGAUGAGACUAACACCGACAAUUUUAGCCAUGCGCUACCUUGACUUGAGUGACCAGUGGUUUGACCUAAAGGCUGGGGCCCGAGAUGAUGCCUUUGAUCAAAUUGAAUAUGGCUAUACAAGGCUUCUAACAUAUAAGAAAUUCGAUGGAGCCUAUCGAGGAUUUUAUACUGUGGCUUCCACUAACUGGGGAACUGCUCUUGUUGUAAAAGUUCUGUCACUGGUGGCGGAGCGUCAAACAGAAGGUGACGGAGAACGGGGUCGUCUACUCAAAGUCGUACAACCAAAAGAAAUUCAAGACCCUGUUAAAUACUUGAUGUCAGUGCAGGAGAGUGAUGGCUCAUUCAAAGACCCAGAACCUAUGUUACACAGAAAUGUCCUGAAAGGGAAAGACCAAGAUGCCUCCAUGACUGCUUUCAUCACUCUUGCAUUGAUCCGGUCCCUUCCAUUUCACACAUCUGAAAAUCGAAAUAAAGUGGAAGCAUCCAUAAGAAAGGCAACGACGUAUCUCGCAUCCCAACUUGAAGAGCUGAGCCAUACCUAUGCAGUGGCUCUAACAGCGUAUUGCCUAUCAGUUGACCAGCCAAAGGAGAGCAGUCAGCUACGUGCAUGGGAGAAACUUCAAUCAAUGGUGACAACAGACGAGAAUGGUUGCUACAUGUGGACAAAUAGCACCAAUCAAGAAGCCAUCACAAUUGAGACAACAGCAUACGCUCUUCUAGCUGCAGUGAAAAAUAACAACACUCAAUGGGCAAACCUAACAGCCUGCUGGUUAGUCCGCCAAGAAAACUAUAAAGGGGGCUACCGGUCGACUCAGGACACCAACAUGGCGCUGGAGGCCUUGUCAGAAUAUGAGCUAGCAAAGACUAUUGAUUCUAUCGUUGAUGUAACAGCAGAGUUCACAACCCCAGAAAAAAAUGACAUUCUUGGGCUUGAACUGAAAAACGCAGCAGAAAGAGUGGAAACAGACCUGCAGAAACUUAGAGGGAAAAACAUUACAGUAGAUUUGAGAGGACAAGGAAAUAUCAAGCUGAAAAUUGUAAAGGUUUACCAUCUCUUGGACCCAGAGGACGAUUGUUCCAAACUCAAUAUCAGUGUCAAAGUGGAGGGAAAAGUAAAAUACACUGAAAAGAUCAUAGAAAAUUAUGACUACUACGACGAUUAUGAUUCUUCUGAUGGAAAGAAGAUCAGAGAAGCACGAUCAGCGAUUGAGCGGUUUGAUGCUCUCACACGAAGCAGAAGAGAUCUUGAAAAUGAUGUAAAUUCAGACAGCAUUGUUACUUACACUGUCUGUGUCAGUUAUAACCCAAACAGCCCUCUUACUGGAAUGGGCAUUGCAGACAUCACAUUACUAAGUGGAUUUGAAGUGAAAGUUGAAGACCUGGAAAGGCUUAAAGAGCCCCCAGAGCAAUACAUCAGUCAUUAUGAGCUAUCAUCUGGAAGACUGCUGAUGUACUUCAAUAAGCUGUAUGAAUCCAGGGAAUGUGUGAGUUUUACUGCUAAUCAGAUGGUGCUAAUGGGCCUUCUACAGCCUGCCCCAGCUGUCUUCUAUGAUUACUAUGAACCUGAUGUAAAGUGCACCGUGUUCUACUCGCCCUCACGAAGAAGCAAGUUGGUCUCCACCUUGUGCUCCGAGGAUGUUUGCCAGUGUGCAGAAAGACCCUGUCAUAAAGUACAAGAGACCUUCAAAUCUAUCCGACAUAAAAAAAUAAGAAAGAGCACUCGUUUUGAACAUGCAUGCUUCUCCCCCCGAGUGGAUUAUGCUUACAUUUUAGAAAUCCAGGAUAUUUCUGUCAAGAGCAACUUUGAGCUGUACACCACUAAAGUCGUCGACGUCCUCAAAUUUCAUGGAGACCUGCUUGUGACAGUCAACAGUGUUCGGGUGUUUGCCAAAAGGCUUCAGUGCAAGGGGCAGUUAGAAUUAGGAAGACAGUAUCUGAUUAUGGGUAGAGAUGGUUCCACUAAAGACCUAACUGGAAACAUGCGGUAUCUGUUGGAAUCAAACACCUGGGUGGAAAAGAAACCACUCGAUACCGACUGUACAAAAUCUACAAAUGUACGUUCUUGUAAUGAGUUCAAUGAAUUUAUUGAAGAAUACAAAACCGAUGGCUGCAGACAGUAAAUGUGACUCAUGAAUCUGUUAACCUUUACAAUUUACACAUUACAACUGAUGGAUAAGUUACCUUUUGUAGCAUAAAAAACAUAUCACAAACUGAAAAAAAGUAAUAAUCACACUAAAAGUAAAUGACUUGUUAGAGCGCCACUUUACCUUUUCUAGUUAACGCAUUGUUUUCAUUUCCUCAUGUUGGAGUUAUAUGAUAUGUAGCUGAAAUAAACAGAACUUCUUGUCAACAAAAAA
Messenger RNA from Gambusia affinis (western mosquitofish), 5380 nucleotides. It is a transcript of the gene c4b, whose product is annotated as complement 4B (Chido blood group). Gene Ontology annotation, cellular component: extracellular region. The coding region runs from base 62 to 5143 and encodes 1693 amino acids. The transcript is spliced from 41 exons. NCBI's taxonomy places the organism in Eukaryota, Metazoa, Chordata, Actinopteri, Cyprinodontiformes, Poeciliidae. The record is from RefSeq and is a predicted model, not a curated record. Gene Ontology annotation, biological process: complement activation. Gene Ontology annotation, molecular function: protein binding; endopeptidase inhibitor activity.